UGGAGAGGGGGGCCAGUGGGCUUUGCCAAAAAUAAAUGUUAAACCAUCAUCUUUUGGACGUUCUUCCUCCCACAACUGCACCAACAUCCCCGCCAUGCUGCUGUUCCUUGCUGAAUGGGAAGAAACCUUCAGCCUGCCCCAGUGGUCAAAAAAUUAAGGCCCCUCACAGAGAACACCUUGCUGAUAGAGUGGUAGCAGUAUGCAGAGAGAAAAGUGCUGCCAAUUUUUUAGAAUGGCUUCCUUUGGGUGGAAGAGGAAGAUUGGGGAGAAGGUUUCGAAGGCCACUUCCCAACAAUUUGAAGCUGAAGCUGCUGAUGACAAAGGUCUAGUUGAUAAUGAUGAUGAUGUUGACUGGCUCCAUGCCACUAAGAGAAGAAAGGAGAUUCUGUUGGAAGACUGCAUGGAGAAAAGUAAACAGCUGAAAGAUGAAGGUGCACGUUUGGCUGAAAAUAGGAGGUACUGGGAAGCUGUUCACAAAUGGGAUGAAGCACUUCAGUUAACUCCAGAAGAUGCUACACUUUAUGAGAUGAAAUCACAGGUCUUGAUGGCUCUACAUGAGAUGUUCCCAGCAGUGCAUGCAGCAGAAAUGGCCAUCCAGAGAAAUCCACAUUCUUGGGAGGCAUGGCAGACUUUGGGACGUGCUCAGCUUGGAUUAGGAGAAAUAGGACUGGCAAUUCGCAGCUUUCAGGUGGCCUUGCACAUCUGUCCAAUGAGCCCUGAACUAUGGAAGGAAGACCUUACCUGGGCAAGAAAGCUGCAUGAUCAGCAAAAGAAAGCAACAAAGACUAAGGCGAUGCAAGCUGAGGCAAAAGAAGCAGAUGUUGCCCAUGACUCAAUCCCAGACUAUGACUUUGAAAGUGAUGAGAUUGUGGCAGUUUGUGCAGCUAUCGCGGAGAAGGAGAAAACUGUUUCAGCAACUAAAACAGUAGUGAUUGUGUCUGCUUCGGGCACAGUAGAGACCAUAACUGAGAAGGAGGAAUGUACUACAACCCCCGAUGAUGCCGUUUUUAUCAGAGCCCGAUAGUGCAGCAUAAUCUUUUGCUGGUAUUCUUUUGAAAUCUAACGUUAUUUAUCAAGUGUUGGAAGAAUUUUUUUUAGCAGCAGUGGAACAGGGUAAAAUAGAAGGGGUCAUUAUUUCUGAAGUAGCUUUUUCAGAGGAAAAGUGUUUUAAAGAAAACGUGAAAAAACAACAGAUAAGCGAAGACCUGAAUUCCUGCUGCAUCCAUACUAUCAACUAGGCGUUGAUAUUAAAACCCAUAUUGUAAGACUUCACAAAUAUAAUUUGAAAACACUAAUUACAUUAUCAUAACUGCUUUCAUCCAACUCAAUUUCUUAACUGCACAGUCUAAACAACAUCUGCUGUUUCUCGUGUAAUUAAUUAUCAGUUACUUAAAAAGAAAACGGAAAAGAGAAAGUUGAUUUAAGUAUUACAGCUCACACGUGUUAAUAAUUAACAUUAUAGAUCAACACAAUUGAAGUGUGACUCUGAAAGCUUGUUCUCAGAAGUCUUUAUUUUCAAUAGGGGAUAGAGUUUUUUAUGAAGAAGUUACAGAUCACAGAUACUCCUUGUAAACCUGGGGUCAGAUUCCAAGCCCAUGUCUUACCUUGACCCAUCCCAGUAUACUUAAGUAUAUCUCCUUAUACGUCACAGUACAUAAAAUGUUAGGAGUCCCCAGUGCACAAUGCACAAUGGGGAAUGGAUUAGGAAUAGAUCUUUAGAUGUAACUCUUUUGUGCUAUGAUGAUUUUACAGUAAGACUACAAAGAAGGGAAUCUAUUGCUGUGUUGUUUGGUCACAUUCCCUGUGAUAUGGCAUUGCACUCAUAAAGAGUUAGAUGAUUUUUUGUUUUUAACAGGCCACUUAUUCAGGAUAGCAUUUAUUCCUGUUGCUUUGUGGGGACUGUGUACACUUGCUAAAAUAAAUGAACAAAAUACAUCUUGUGCUGCACACAAGGAACACAGAAUGCUUCAUUUUGUUUGCUUGCUGGUUAAUUCUAAAAUUUCAGUAAUUCAUAAUGGAUCUCCCUUUCAUGGGUGGGGUUCUAAUGUAUAGAACACCCAUAUAUAGGAUGUGUGUGUUUAUAAUCUUUCCCUUCUGUGACAAAAAACAGUUAAAGCUUUUUGUUUUGUAAUUUGGAAAACGUAUCUUCUCCAGGACUGAUAUUCAUAGGCUAAAUUUCAGCUCAGAUUAAAUUUUCCUUAAUUCCCCAAAGACAGGCUUUAUAAUAGAACUAUUGAUAAACCUAUACUUGUUGCAACAGCAGGCACUGUAAAACUGUUUUACUAUAUAUGUACUAUACAGCCAUGAAGGGGUCAUCUUGUUAUUGCACAGCCUCAAGAGGAUCAUUGUUCCACUAAGGUAAUGUUGGCACUGAGAGGGAUCAGAGCAGAUCUUUCAGGUACAGGAAAAUUCUCCUAUUUGAAGAUUUGUUCCUGGGGCUGUAAUUCUACUUGUAUACAUUGAUAGGAUAUAUUUGCUAUGUCUCACUUGGAGAGAAUUGGACUAGAUAACCUUGAUAUGUCUUUUCAUUCUAUGCCUUCCAGUGUGUGGUACAUUCAUGGGUGCAAAGGGUUUUUCUCCUUCCUCCUGUCCCAAGUUUAUAUAAACCCAUAUCUGCUCCCAUUGAAAUUAGUUGUAAAAUUCUCAUUGACUUCAGAGGUGCAGUGUCAGGCUCAUGAAAGGAUGCCCUUGCAUACUGUCAACUUGGGUGGAUUGUUGGGCCAGGUUUGAGAGGUCUGCACUUACAUCCCAAAUAUACAGAACAUGUGUUUCCCUCUAGAUUAGAUUAGAUUAUUAGUUCCAGGUAGUGAGGUGAGCAGUAACGUCUUGUAUGAGGGAGCACCUAGCACACUUCUUGUGAUGGUGUGUUAUUCCCAAAUUGGGAAGUUUGACAUCUGGUGCUAUGAACCUCAUUCUAAUGUUGUACAGUGUUUUGUGUUUUGCAUGCUUAGGUCUUGCUUGUUGGAUAUCUCCAUAUUGUAAAUAAAGCGUGGACUUCCCUGCCUAUCA
Messenger RNA from Malaclemys terrapin pileata, 3009 nucleotides. RefSeq names its product tetratricopeptide repeat domain 33 (gene TTC33). Gene Ontology annotation, molecular function: protein binding. The transcript has 6 exons. The record is from RefSeq and is a predicted model, not a curated record. NCBI's taxonomy places the organism in Eukaryota, Metazoa, Chordata, Testudines, Emydidae. The coding region runs from base 200 to 1024 and encodes 274 amino acids.